Molecule: messenger RNA, 11575 nt
Organism: Malaclemys terrapin pileata
Lineage: Eukaryota; Metazoa; Chordata; Testudines; Emydidae
Gene: GLS
Product: glutaminase
Exons: 12
Coding region: 7191-8201 (336 amino acids)
Biological process (GO): L-glutamine catabolic process
Molecular function (GO): protein binding; glutaminase activity
Source: RefSeq, a predicted model, not a curated record
ACACUUAGUUUUGUUUUGAGUAUUGCAUUUGAAUGUGGAAAAUUAGUAGUUAGUAGUGCUGUACAUUUGUGUGUGUAUAGAUAAGAAGUCUAAUUGGAAUUUUGUAACUAGCACACCAAAGCAUGCAAACAAGCUGUAUAACUUGCAAAGUAAGCACUUCAAAACAAGGGUAGUACUAAAACUUUCAUUAACAAGGUUUCUGAAAGAGAGAUACCGUGAUCUGACCCAGAGUCAUUUGGCUGAAACAAACAUCCAGUUAGCCUCUUGUAUGCUGGGCGAAGCAGACAAAUGGAUAAGAUUGACUACUAUCUCACUGAGCGAUUUAAUGCAAUUUUGUUAUGAGAAAUGUCGUUUAGUCGUCAGAGGCUGAGUACAUCCUCAGAAAUGCACUAAAUCUUCUCUCGCCUAAUGAGAGAGAGUCACAAGAGUGCUUCUGGACUUAAAUUCUCCUGUCUUGCAUAAAAGUACAAGAGGAAUUUUUGUUUUCCUUCUAUGGAAAAUUAGAGUGCUUUACAAUUUAGCUAUCAUUUACAGGAGCUGCACAACUCCUAAAUUCCAUGCUCUUAUCUUAAACUUGCCCACAAUUAACCUCCUGUGUAGCUAAAUCACUCAUUUAGUUAUUACUUUGUAUUUACUAUUACUUUGAACAUAAAAUAUCCACUUUCUCAAAUAAGUGGUUGGAAACUAACAGCUAUGUGCCGGUGUACACACCACUAUGUGAGUGGGAGAGCUUCUCCUGCCAACAUAGCUACCACUACUCUUCAGGGCUAGAGUAAUUAAGUUGAAGGGAGAGCUCUUUCCCCUUGACUUAGAGUGUCUGCACUAGCAGCGCUAUAGUGAUACAUCUGUGCUGCUGUUAGUGUUGUAGUGCAGAUGUAGCCCCAGUGUUCAUCAUACCAUUGCUGCAAUCCUCGGAAUGAAAAUCUAGUUUUGUAAUGGUGAAUUAAUAUCUAGACGUUACUGACUUUUAGUGAAUAUUUCAGUCCUCCAUAGUUUUGAUGUGGAAAAUUUAAAACUAGAUUACGUAAUUUUUCCAAGCAUGUCUUCUUAAUUUCUGUUUACAUUGUGCUCAUUACAUCUGGAAACUCAUUUAGCCUCUGGUGUUUUUCCUAGCUCCUGCCUGCAAAGUGCUAGUUAUGAAAAGUUCUUUAUUUUUCCAUCAUGAUUUUCUGCUAUUUUGUAUUAAAUAAGGUGUAAAAUUUCCUGCUUAAAGACAUUUUAUCUUUAAUAGCUAUAGGUGAAAGAAAAGGGCCAUAAGUAAGACAGGUAAAUGUAUUCAUGAUUAGUUUUUCUACUGGUUGACUGAGCAUUGAAAUUCACAUUGGUAAUAGUGAGUUUUAAAAUCUGUGUUUGUCUAAGCUGUCAAAAUGUCACUCCUACUGUAGUGUGACUUACUGGUCAUUGAUCUCUGACAAAAGCACAGCAUGUAACUAUUUGGAAGGCACCGGUGUAGAGUUCUUGAUAAAUGGUGUAGUUAAAUGGAUCCAACAAAUUUUAGUUUUAGUGCAUGUAGCUGAUAUUUGUUUUAAAAAUGCUGUAAUGUUUUUUUAUAGGACAAAUUUCAUUUCACUGACAUGUUUGCCUGUAGUAACUGCACAUCUGAUAGGCAUACCAUACUAUCGCUUCAUUAUUUGUUUUCAGAGUGACAAUAUCUAGAUCAUUUCAUGUACUGCUUCCACUAAAAUGCUAUUUAACAUUUGAAUAACUAAUAAUAAAAGUGUUACUUUGGGAAAAUUAUAUUUGGGAUCAACUGGUACAAAACAUUAACUGGUUAUAUUUUGUGAGGAUAACCUAUAGUCUGCAAUUUAGCUCUCUUACAUAUGAAUUGUGUAGAAAAUUUGGAUAGACCACUGGCGAACUUAAGUUUGGAUAUAAUCUAUAUAUAAAGAUUUAUCAUUAUUUUCUUAAACACACGGCUAAAUUAAAACCGUAUGCUGCCCUCAGUUCACAUGCAUUCACUGUCAUUGGGGUCCAUGGGAAUUGCUCAUAUUUAUUGAGGACCGUGCAUGACCUUUGGAAUCAAGAAGUUAAAUGUCUUUUACAUUAUCUUAAAUGUGAUCAAAUAUACGAAUCUUAUGACAUGCUGACAUUUGAUAAAACUAUGUUAAGAAGUAUGGAGAGACUAUUGCUGUAUUUUAAAAUUCUGACCAGAUUUUACCUCUUUGGUUAAACUGUUACUUCACUGACAUUUAAGAGCUCCUGGAUUUGAUCUGUUAAUAUUCUGAACAAUUAAAGGUAUUCUAAAUAUAAAUACAAUACAGUACACUGGAUGAUCAGUUUAAAAAAAAAAAAAGUUGGGUGUUGCCUCAUAAUUCUUGUGCAAAUUAUCAUUUAAUACUUAUGAUAGUAUUGGUACUCGUGGAGUGGAGAAAGCAUCUCAAGGUGAAUUUUUCACUGGAUAAGAGUUGUUGCUGACAUAAGUAUCUUAACACUUUAAGGGAAAAAUUCUGCCCUUGGGAUCAUACACACAACUCUGACUACAGUUGGAGUUAUACACUUCUUGGAAAAGAAUAUGGACCUAAUAUGUAGUUGGGGUUUUGCAAUUAAUCUUUUACUUUUUACUGUUAACUUUCAUAUUUGUUUUUCUUACUAAGCAUAACUACAUCAUGUAAUUUUAAAAGCUUACACAACAGCCUCGCUGUAGUACACCAGUAAUGAUACUGGUGUAUUUAAAAUUUGGUGUCUUAACUCCAGGCUCUAUGCUAACUGUACUUACACUCCACAUAACUAUUUCAGAGAUUUAAACCAUGUAAAAGUGCUUUAGUUUGGGGGGUUCUAAAUCUCUUUCCUGUUGCUGACUGGAUCUUAGUAAAAAGGCUUUUAGACCAUUUUCCCUCUCGUUUAUGAUUGGGCAGCCACUUCCCCUUACAUGCACAAUAACAUAACAUUAUAGUGGUAAUUACAGCAAUUGUUCACAUGGAAAAGAAAUAUUAGGAAAGUAUUUAUCAUUUUAGCUGUCUUCAGUGAUAUACAACGCUUUGAAACAUGGAGAUGCAGCACCAUGUAACCAGCCAGUUUUCUGCAGACUUUCUGCAGUUUUCUGCCCCAUUGUUGGGGAGAUGUAUAUUUAUGUAGUAUAGGUGACCCUGUCAGUUAUUUGAUCUGCUGUUGCCAUCUGAGGCCUUGAUCCUGAUUGUCAAAGCUCCUAAUGCGUGAGCAUUUAGCUAUAUCAGCAACUGCAUCUUCUUUUAUAACCUACCAAGACAGCUGCACUUCUUUAGGAAACACAGCACAGGGAACCCAGGACAAACCUCAUGAGAACUUGAGAGGAGGAAUGGAUCUUUCGUUAAGGGAGUGGGAGGAUAGGAUGGCUGUGGAAGGAAUUGCCAGAAGAGAAGAAAUUGAUUCAGAAUCUGACCACAGAGUAGGGUUGCCAGGUGUCCGGUUUUUGACCAGAACAUCCUUUUGAAAAGGGACCCUGGCGGUUCUGGUCAGCACUGCUGACUGGGCUGUUAAAAGUCCACUUGGCGUGUGGCUGACAGGCUUCCUGUCCCAGCUCCUCGCAGCUCCCAGGAAGCAGCUGGCAUGUCCCGCUGUCUCCUAGGCAUAGGGCCGGUCCCGGGGGCUCCAUGUGGUGUCCCUGCCACAAGUGCUGGCUCUGCAGUUCCCAUUGGCCAGGAACCGCAGCCAACAGGAGCUGUGGAGACAGCUCCUGCGGACAGGGGCAGCAUGUAGAGCCUCUUGGCUAAACCUAUGCGUAGGAGCUGGAGGGAUAUGUUGCUGCUUCCUGGUGGCUGCCUUAGGUAAGCGCUGCUCAGAGCCUGCACCCCUCACCCUCUCUCCCAAACCCCCUGCCCCAGCCUGAGAGCCUUCUCCCACACUCUGAACCCCUCAGCCCCAGCACAGAGCCCCCUUGUGCACCCCAGCUCCACCCCAGAGCCCGCCCGCCCCCCUAGCUGGAGCCCUCCCCCCCUCCUGCAUUCCAAGCCCCUGCCCUAGCCCAGUGAAAAUGAGCGAGUGAGAGUGGGGGAGAGCGAGCGAUGGAGGGCGGGAGGAAUGAAGUGAAUGGGGGCAGGGCCCAGGGCUUUCUGUGACUAGAAAGUUGGCAGCUGUACCACAGGGCAUGUUGCAAGACCCCCUUUGUAUUGAUAAAGCUUUCCUGCCAUAAUGGGAAGGACUUAAAUGAACAAAAUGUAAAAACAAAAAAAACCCUUUUCCAAGUACAGUGGACCCUUCUGCAGUUAAGGAAAGGGGAAGAGUUGGUUGCUCCAUGAAGUGCAGUUCUCUCCUCCAGUUGAAAUGGGAAGCAUUUCGAUACUACAGUAAUGUGUGCUAUCAAAAGUCCUUCGGAAAAAGUUCCAAAGGAUUAUCAGCGUGGGGUAAAAAAUAAAGAUCAGGAUAGAAGUAGUGCAUGCACAUCCUCAGCUAAACUUAAAUAACUUUGCAGAAAGAUAAGAUGUGCAAUUAAGCACUUUCAGACACUUCUUGAAACUAAGCAUAUUAAUUAGUUUUACAUACUUCAUAGUAUUCUGACAUUACCUUUGUAGUGAAGUGCUGUGACUCACAAAAUAAAUGAGACUGCGAGUAAAGAGAAAUGUGCCUGACAGUGCCAUGGUCCUGUUGAGUGCCACUACACAACCCUUAGGUUUACAGAAGUUAAUUUUCAUAAUACAUCUUCAUACCACUUGAUAAGAAAAGUCCCUGCUUUUCAUCCAGUAUAUCUAAUAGUAUAAUUACAUAAGCACAUGCCAUCUUUUUUUCUUACUUUAUCUUCUGGUUGUCUGACACUUAAAUAGGUAUAUGCAUAUGAAUUUGAAAACAUGUACCAACAUGAUUAUAGAAAUGGAGGAAAUAAAAAUCCUGGGCUUUAUUUGGGUGUUGGUUCAUGCUAUUAUACCUCUCUUCUGUUACUCAAACUUGUAGGAUUUUUCUUCUUUCUCAGUUCUUUAUAUUAUCUGAUUCAGUGAUUUGUAAAUAUUCACAUUCUUUUGUCUUUGUUUUUUAUUAUGACCCAUUACAACUGGAGUAAAUUUCACUUAAUGUUACACUAGCUGGCAUAGAAUCUGUUCUGUAGUGCAGUCUCAUAAAUUAUGUAAAUCACACAUAAUAUUCAAUACUUACAUUAAGGACACAAGAAAAAUAGUUUAUAUAUAAACAUAUAUAAUUUAAGAAUGUCAAUAUUGUUCUGGUGGGUCAAAUACUGUCUAUUACAUAGUGCUCCCAAGUAUUUCAGAGGUGAAAAUGUUAUGCUAAGCAGCCAAGACACCAGUUUUCAGAGCAUGCACAGAUUAACCAAAAAAAGUGUGUAAGUACAGAAAGCUAGAAUAAAGCCAUUAAGAGGUAAAUAAUGUAUUCAAAUGCAAAAAUGUUGCUGCUGUAAUUAAAAUAAUGUCAGUAUACGUGUUUUCUGGGGGCUUUAUAAAAUGUAAUCCUAGCAUUCCGUUUUACUUGGCAUAUAAAGUCUUCACUCAAGAGUGCAUUUUAUGAAGAUCUAAAUAAAAUUGUUAGCAAGAUGCUUAAACGUACCUAUAUUUUUACCACAUUGGGUUGCUUUCAAAUUAAAUGAUUGGAUUAAUAAAAACAGUAAUUAAGCAAAGAAAUUAUAUUACAUUAAGGUCUAAUAAACUACAACUCAAAUGUUAAUGAAAAGUUGCUUUUCAUUAGAUACAUUUUACGUGGGUUUAUUGCAUUCCUUGAUUGCAAGGAAUGCAAGUAUUUACAGCACUCUGUUUUGCUAUGUCAAAUAUAUAGGUACUUGUAUUCAUAUGCUCUACGUAUUAUGGAAACAAAAUGCUACCACCUUAUUCAAUUAGUAUUUACCCAGUUGGAGAAUGUUUAUCUUAAAAUAAGAACAAACUUCCACAGAAUAUUUUCUUUCUGAAAGCAAUUAAAUUAAUAAGAAUUCUCCACCUAACCCCCCCUCCUAUUUAGAAACCACUAAGUACUAACAUGAAUUGAUAAGCAAAGAAAUUCAAAGUUAGACUUGCCAGCCUUUACUCUUUCAUUGUGCUUUUGUGUUUAAAUAAAAAUGCAUAUGAGUUUGAAGAGCUGCGUGUCACGACUUUGAAUUUCCUGCCUAUCAUCAGAUUUUGUCUUAGCAUUUUAAACUGUUGUGUUCAUUUAUAAAUGUUUAUGCAUGUGUAUAUACACAACUACAUAUACAAAACUAUACACACAAGCAUGUAUACAAUAAGUGUGUAUAUGUGUGUAUAUAUAUAUUAAUAUAUGUAAUCAUGUUUCUGAAGAUGUUGCAUGGAAUAUUUCCUUUCAUUAGCAUUCUAGAUAGAUGGAUUGCUUAUGAAGCUUUUAAAAAUAUCAAUUAAUUAAAGCCACAAACUGGAAAGCCAAGCUAAAGCUAAGUCAAAUAAAACUUUAGAGGCCAAAAGCUGCCCUGGCUUUCGUUCUUUAAAUUAUCAAAAAUAUCUUCUAUAUUUCCAUAGAAAGUCAAAGUUAAGUUUUAGUAUCUAUAUUUGAACUUCAAUCAUAAAAUAUGUGUUGUCCCUGUAUCCUCUUGAUUUAGAAGGUGGGUGGUAUGCUUCCUUCAUCUGUAGAAAUAAAAUGGGACACUACUGUAGUUAUCAACACAUAACGGAAAUAAAAAAUUUUGUUUUCUGAAUUAUAUUGAAUAUAUAGGCUCCAGUCAUGCAGUCACUUAUGCAUGUACUUUAAGCAUAUGAAUAGCCUCAUUGACUUCAGUGGGACUACUUGUGUGUUUUAACUUAAGAAUGCAUGUGUACAGGAUCAGGGCCUAAGUGUACAUCAGCUGUCAACAUGCUUAUUAGUACCUGUAUACGGAAGAUGCUGUGUAAAAGUGAUUAUCUUCCCUCAGUGUGAGCUCAGAUGGUGUUUACAAAAAGACAAAGAAAACACUGAAUUUUUAAAUGCUGAAAUGAAAAUAGUUAGUACUCCUAUAUUAAUCAUACAUCUGACUUUUGCCCAUAAUGUUUAUAUUUUGUUAGUAAAAUCAGUUUAAUAAAGUGUAAAGGAUUUUUUCAGUUGGGCAAGAAAGAACUGAAAUACUAUGUAUUUUUAUUUUUGCACAAAGCAUGAUCUUUCUCCUUCUCCCUUUUUUAAACAAAAGCAUAACUUAUUUCAUUUUCUUUUAAAUGUCUAACCCUAUGAUUAUUGAUGCAGCAUCCCAUAACUAAUGCUGACCCAAUUUCCCAAAAAGAUGUUCAUUGUGCAUUUAAAAGGUUGAAAAGGUUUUUUGUGGUUUAAAUGUUGUUACAUAUUUUACAGCAUUAGGAUCUAUGGAAUAUUUUGACAACUGCAACAGUUCAAUGAAGUUGCAAGGAGCAAAUAAUGCAGAAAAAUUUGACUAUAUGAUGCAGUUUAUGAAUAAUAUGGCUGGUAACGAGUAUGUUGGAUUCAGUAAUGCCACGUUCCAGUCUGAAAGAGAGAGUGGAGAUCGAAAUUUUGCAAUUGGCUACUAUCUGAAAGAAAAGAAGUGUUUUCCAGAAGGCACAGACAUGGUUGCUAUAUUAGACUUCUACUUUCAGCUGUGUUCUAUCGAAGUGACCUGUGAAUCGGCUAGUGUGAUGGCAGCAACUCUGGCUAAUGGUGGCUUUUGCCCAAUUACUGGUGAAAGAGUACUGAGCCCUGAAUCAGUCCGGAAUACCUUGAGUCUAAUGCAUUCCUGUGGCAUGUAUGACUUCUCAGGACAGUUUGCCUUCCAUGUUGGACUUCCUGCAAAAUCUGGAGUUGCUGGUGGCAUUCUUCUGGUUGUUCCUAAUGUUAUGGGUCUGAUGUGCUGGUCACCUCCUUUGGACAAAAUGGGCAACAGCGUUAAAGGGAUUCACUUCUGUCAUGAACUGGUUUCUUUGUGCAAUUUCCAUAAUUAUGAUAACUUGAGGCACUUUGCAAAGAAGCUUGAUCCUCGCAGAGAAGGUGGUGAUCAGCGGGUGAAGUCUGUGAUAAAUCUCCUGUUUGCUGCCUACACUGGGGAUGUAUCUGCACUCCGAAGAUUUGCUUUGUCAGGUAUGGAUAUGGAGCAAAGAGAUUAUGAUUCACGAACAGCAUUGCAUGUAGCAGCUGCAGAAGGUCAUGUGGAAGUAGUUAAAUUUUUGCUGGAAGCCUGCAAAGUGAAUCCUUUCCCCAAAGACAGAUGGAAUAACACUCCUAUGGAUGAAGCUUUACAUUUUGGACACCAUGAUGUAUUUAAAAUUCUUCAAGAAUUCCAGGUCCAGUACACACCUCCAGAGGAUUCCAGCGAUGGAAAGGAAAAUCAAACAGUUCAUAAAAAUCUAGAUGGCUUACUCUAACCAUCUGCAGCUAGAUCCCAAGAGUCAAAUACUUACCUAUGUUAUUGUGGAAAAUGAGUAUGAAGAGCGUGUGUAUUUCUGUCUGACAGUGGUGUAUAUUUUACAGAAUAUUUCAUUUAUUUCAGUGUUACAGGAGUUUUCUUCAUGAUACGCAGCGGACAAACCCAGUCGCUCCAAAAAACAAACAAACCCCAAACAACUCCCCCCCCCCCCCCCCCCCCCCCCCCCCGAGAAUCUCCUUCCAUAAUGUGAGCAAUAUUACCUUGUGUUGCGUAUAGUUGAUGUAAAAGAAGUAUUAGCUGUUGAUGGCUUUACUGUGCACUACUUAAUUUAUUUUUGUGUUCUAUGUAUAUCUUCAAACCAUGGUCAGGAACUUUUCUGCUGAAUUUGCAUUUCUAAACCAAUCUCUUACAGUGUAGCCAAGUGGAACCAUGCUGUUGCCAUGUGCAAGUGUCAUUGUGGUUUUGCUAGAUUUCAGGAGUUGAGGAUGCUGGUGUAGAUUUAACGUGGGUGUGUUGAACAAGGAUCUGCACUUAUCUUUUUUUCCCUAAAUAAUUUCCCAUGGAACCUUGUUUACAUAGUCACCUUGUCACCUAGAUCGAUCGGUCAAUCAGCCCUCACAGAGAGAGUGCUGAUCACAACACAUUGUUCAUGAUGUUCUAGCGAGUCCUUCAGCCACCUGUUGGCCAGGCUGUCAGUGGCAUCAGACACCUGAUCGGCAUAGUACACCGCAGCCCAGAACCCCUGAGCUCAAGCGAUCUGUGAGCCUCAGCCGCCCAGGUAGCUAGGAUUAAGGUGCGUGCCACCUUGACUGAUUGUUUACAUAGUAUAAAUCUCAAAAUAAUAUAUUGGUGACAUUUGUCAAUGGUCUGGGCUAAUUGUUCUUAGAGAAUUUUUUCAGGGAAUCUGUUUUAAGGUUGGUUUGAUGACCAAAUGCCAUGGAGGAAUAUCACUUGUUUGACUUGUUUUUUUUUUUUAAGCUGUUUCUUUCAAAUGCCCAUUGUCUAGCCUCUCUCUCUGUCCAUAUUCAGCUGCUGAAGUGCUUUCCCUUUAGUUGGUGAAAGCAGGUGCUUCCAAAGUAUGCAUUGGUUCCUGACAGGCAUAUGUGCAUCAUGCGGGAUCUUGUACGCUGCAAAAUAAUUCAUCUCAGUCUUAUGUUUUGUCCUUAGCUGCAACUGCACCAAAAACCUUUUAGGGGAAUGUAAGUAUAUGAAAGGCAAAAUACUAAACCAAAUGUUCUAAAUGAGUUAGGCUCACAAUAAAAAACACUCAUGGAGUGAAACAGCUUAAAGAGGCAUAAAGCUAAUCAAAGCAUGAGCCAGGUUGUGGAUAUGCCAAACUGUGGGUCUAUCUCUCUCCUUAUGCUGGCAUAAAUCCUUGAAUAGUUUUCUUGAAGCUUCUGAAGUUACACUGGUGUAAAACAAGUAAGGGAUCAGAAACAGGGCCACAAAUCAAGCAGUUCAUUUGUGUGUGAACUAUUGCAUUUGCCCUCUUCACAUGGUAGUCUGUGCCCCACGUACGCCAGUCGUUAGAAAUUUAAAUCCAAAUACUCUAUUUUGGGGACCAUUACACUAUGUCAGCUUCUUGCCCAAUGCAACAAUAUGUCUGAUUACUGACACUACAAUAUGAGUGAAGUCCUGUUUUAAAAAAAAAAAAAAAAAUCUGAGUAGGAGUAUCUAUUUCACAUUUGUUGGAAGUAGGUGAUAAUCAAGAAUCAGGCAGUGUAUUGGACUAAGACCAUUUGUGGGAACUGCACACAUCUCAAAGAUAUGGCAGUAAUAAUAAUUCAUCCAUAAAUCUCAAGGUGUCCACUUUACAGAUGGUGAAACUGAGGCAUGGAGCGGUCACCCAGCAAGUCAGUGGCAGAGGCAAGGUAUGGAACCCUUGUCUCCUGCGUCCCACUCCAGUGCUCUAGCCACUAUGCACAUUGCCUCCCCUAAGGAGGAGAAAUCAAACGGAGGCACUUGAUAUUCAGCACAAACAGUGGCCUAUCUCAUAAUAAAGAUGCUGUCCUGUAGUAGUGCGAAAGCCUAAACCCCUGAAAUCUGAUUGGUAAAAAUGCUUGCCUGGCAUCAGUCACUCCCCUCCUUCUCCCCCCCGCCCCCCCAAUCUGAUAUUACUGCUCUCAAACUGCUUUUUGCCUCAAGUCAAUUAUUCACUCGAAGGCCUCAUGCUUUUAUAACCUUCACCUUUCAUGCCUUGUGUCGCAGCCACCCUCCUCCUUAACCAAGAACUGGAUGGGAUUCCCUUUGAACCCUUCUUGGCCAGAUGGGUCACUGUUGAGAGCACAAGGCCCUGUCUCUGCUGCACUCCUACAGAGGAUAAAACGAGGCAAACUAAAUCCCAUGUUUUCCUCUAACAUUCUUGGACCUACCAAAUUGAUCCUAUGGGAGUAAAAUUUCUCAGGUUGGGUUCCGGGGGUACUGAUUAGGUCUCAAGCUAUGAGACACAUUCUGUUUAACUAAUCAGAUUUCUAUGUAUCUCUCUCUGGUUUGCUAAGAAAAUGUAUCCUCUGUUCUCAGAAAAAAUGUGAGUGAUUUAUUUUGAUGUAAUUGAAAUCAAUAAAUUUACUUUGCUCAAACAAUAACCUUUUCAAAAGGUAGGUAUAUGUCCUGAGAAGAUAAAGGCAUUUUAAUUAAAUAGCAUAGAGAUUAUGGCUGUCCCUGAACCUAACGUUUUCCUCCACCAUAUUAAGAGCUUUUCGCUAGAAUUUUAGCACCAAUGCAUUUUCACCAGGAUAGUUUUAGCAUUUUCUCAUUGUACCAGGAGAUCUUAUUUUGCAAAGAUUUGUGCCCAGUGGAAGCAGUGCAUUUAUAUAUGCAAUUAUUUAUAAAUAUAUGUAGUUCACUGGUUUGGCUGCUCAUCAUUGCUGGCACUGACAUGUAGAUUUUAAUUUAAAUGGCUUUUGUUGUGUUAUCAAAUGCUGACAUCCUUAUGCUCCAAAGAGUUUUCUGUGUUAUGUCGUAUAUGUGCUGCUUAAGUAUCACAGCAACUAGAAAUGGUUCAUCUAACUUAAUGCUUUGUACAUAGAAAUAUUGUGCUGGUCUUAGCCUUAAUUAUCCCAUCUUUUUGUGAAAAAUGUGAUGUACUCGGCUGAUACCUUUUUAGCUGCAGAGCUGGACUGUCAAUGAGUGUUUUUAUUGAUGCUGUACUAUCAGCAAUUGUAACUGAUUGGUGUGACAUUUUAGAUUCCUUAUUGUGGGGAAUAGACAGUGAUGAAUGUAUUUGCUUUCAGCAAUUUUCCUGUAAGUGAAUCUAAAUUUAAAAAUAUUUGAGCUGUACUGGUUCUGAAAAUGAAAGAUAUUUAUUUUAAUGAAUAAAAUCCAGGUAUUGUUGCUUUUUACAGCACAAUUAAAAAGGAAUACCAAAAAAUA